UGGUAGCCAGAUAUAAAGUCCACUCAAGCUACCAAAUAUCGUGACAAAGAUGAUUUGAGCCUUCGUUAAUUGAGUUUUUUUAAAUAAUUUCAUACUGCGGGCAGCUGUGAGGCAGGUAUCUGUGGGGGGGACUCGUCCUCUGACUCAAAGAGGAUUGACUAAAGGAGAGACUCAGUUCUGGGGCCCUUUGAGUGACCCCAGCGGCAUCGUAGUACUGUAACCCAAGAGAGGGAAGGCGCCACACGCAAUUCUGGGGUGUCUAGCCGUUUUAAUUAUUAUUUUUUUGAAAUAAUUAAAAUUUUGACCGGAACUUAGCCCCCAUGUUUUUGCAAUUUCAAUGACAGCCAUUCAAGUGUCUAAUGAAAUGAUGCAGAAUGGUUUGUACUCUUCUCCAAUUGAUUGAUUCUACAUUACUUGAUGAAAAUCGUUUUGGAGUAAUUGGGUCACAUCGUAAUGGAGGGGGAGGAGCCGCCAUGUUUAAUUGAACUCAACAGCUGACACAUUGACACUUCGAUGGAUACUUCAUAAAUAAAAAGUUCUACAGAAUGAACAAUAUUCUAAACUCUAGGUUCGUCAUGGAUAAUCUCACAACGGCAUGUCAAGUGAGAAAUAGUUUAGACAAGGAAUUCAUGACGCUUUUGGCCAAGUGGGAUGAAAAAGAUCUUCAAAUUCUCAUUCUCCGCAAAGGUUCAGAGCCACUGAAAGGAGAGAUAUGCAUAAAAAAUUUACUACAGCCAGCAGGGAAUUUCAGUAGAACGGAUGAACAAUAUUUGGAGGAUAUCAAGAGAGAAUUGGCAGGAGAAGAUGAAGGGGUAGAAUUUUCCAUCAAGGUCAAUACUUUCCAAUGGAAGAAAAAAGCAUGGAAACGUGGGUUGAUUGAAUGUCAACAUGUAAACAAUAUUGUUGUAUUUUCCGACUUGGUUAUGAAUUUUCUAACGUGUUGUCUGAAUACGGAAAAUAACACAUUGAAUAUGAGGAUGGAAAAUAAUAAUUUACGGAUAAGAUCGGAGGAAUUGGAAAGAACGCUAAACCGUAUGAUAGAGGCCAAAAAUCAUAUGGAGGAAGAAUUGUACAAGAAACUUAUUGUCCUGUUAAAUAGCAAAAAGAAAAAAAAUAGAGAAUUGAAGACAAAAGUGGAAUGUCGUUCUGCCAUUUAUGACCAAUCUACGGAUGAGAGUGAAACGGAAUUUGCAAAAAUACAGGAUAAUUCAAUAUCAUUGAAUAUUGAAGAUCCACGUGUUGAAUUUCAUAAAUCUGUAGCUUGUAAAACACAUAAUUUGUGUAAAAACGAAAGCUAUUCAUUAGAAGGACUUGAUGGAUCAAAUAAUGAGAGUGAUGAAUCUUUUGUUCUGAAAUUUUCCCAAUCGCCAUCUCAGGAGGCUCCUGAUGGAAAAAUCACUCGUAUACAUAUAACUGACCAACAUUCUGGAGAUGAUUUAUUUUCUGAUUGAACAUGUGCAUCGUUUUUUAUUUUCUAUUUACCAUAAAGUUCAUUGAUUGAUAUUAUUGUCAUAUGAAUAGAGAAAGAGAUUUGCAUUUUUAUGAUAUGCAUUAAAUUUCUAGUACCACAUCUCAUUGAAGGAGGAAAUCAAUGAAUUUACUAUGCCCAUUGCCGCUGGUACUACUGGAUCUAGAAAAUUCCACUCUAGUAUAGAUACUUUUACGUUUAAUAGCACCAAAUAGAACAAUUGGAUAAUCAUCUGUUUUAAGUUGGAAUUUAUUUUCUUGGAAAUCCUUUCGAUUUCCAAGGAUGGAGGUUUUCUUGAAAAAAUCAAAUCUGUUUGUACCCUCUCUGGUUGGUCCAGUAGGAAUUCGAUAUUCAAGAUAUAAAGUCAUAGGGUACUUGAUGGGAAGACUAAUACUUCGGUGAAAUUUUUCCUUUUCUAUAUUAAAUAACUUUCGGAUGGCAUCCAUUAUUUUCUGUAAUUCAUUCAUAUAUAUGCCCAAGUAUAAAUAAUGACUGAUACUUUUAUAAUUAUACCUUGAUAUGGUGAAAAUCGUGAAUUCCCAUUUUCAGUAAUUUGUGGGCUUGGAGAAAACAUAGGCGUCGGCCAUUAAUAAAAUUCAUUUCCAUGGUAUCCUGAUGAAUGAAAAAAAUAAAUAUUUUAUUACAUGA
This is a messenger RNA of Fopius arisanus, 2116 nucleotides long. RefSeq lists its product as uncharacterized. Gene Ontology annotation, cellular component: nucleus. Gene Ontology annotation, biological process: double-strand break repair; DNA recombination. The coding region runs from base 546 to 1451 and encodes 301 amino acids. The transcript has 3 exons. Lineage: Eukaryota; Metazoa; Arthropoda; Insecta; Hymenoptera; Braconidae. The record is from RefSeq and is a predicted model, not a curated record. Gene Ontology annotation, molecular function: DNA binding.